Messenger RNA from Taeniopygia guttata (zebra finch), 1842 nucleotides. The record is from RefSeq and is a predicted model, not a curated record. Lineage: Eukaryota; Metazoa; Chordata; Aves; Passeriformes; Estrildidae.
AUGUGGCCUCUCAACGACUUAUCUGGCGACCAAAGGCCACCAGCCCCCACCCCCGGCUGCAUCGCCCCGGGCAUCGCCCCCAGGCGGACCCCCCGACCCCAGCGCUGCCCCUCCGGGGAGCGGGUCCGGCUCCAGCCCGGCCCCACGGACACCGGAGGCCGCCGGGGGCGACCGAGGCCAGCGCUGCUCCCCUCGGCGGUGAGUCCCCGCCGGAGGCUGCGGCACCACACCCCCGCCUCUGCCGUGGUCUCCCGCACCCCCGAGCUCCGGCCCGAAAGAGGAACCGCCGAAACGUGCGGGACUCCCGCCCCACUCCGCGCCCAGGGCAGCCAACACCUCCGGGUACCCAAAACCCCCGAGCCCGGGCACUCAGCAUCCCCCGAGCCCGGGCACUCAGCAUCCCCCGAGCCCGGGCACUCAGCAUCCCCCGAGCCCCGGUACCCAUCACCCCCGCGCCCGGGCCCUCAGCAUCCCCCGAGCCUGGCAUCCUCCGAGUCCGGGCACCCAACACCCCCGCGCCGGGCACUCAGCAUCCCCCGAGCCCGGGUACCCAAAACCCCCGAGCCCGGGCACCCAACACCUCCGGGUACCCAAAACCUCCGAGCCCGGGCACUCAGCAUCCCCCGAGCCCGGGCACCCAACACCCCCGAGCCCGGGCACUCAGCAUCCCCCGAGCCCGGGUACCCAAAACCCCCGAGCCCGGGCACCCAACACCUCCGGGUACCCAAAACCUCCGAGCCCGGGCACUCAGCAUCCCCCGAGCCCGGGCACCCAACACCCCCGAGCCCGGGCACUCAGCAUCCCCCGAGCCCGGGCAUCCAGCCCUGCCGCCGGGAAGGCUCCGCUCAGCCCGGGCGCUGUCCCCCAGCCGCCCCUGCUCGGAGCCUUCUCGCGGCGCCCGUUCGGCAGCGGGAGCGCGGCUCGGCUCCGCUGCCACCCCGGGCUGCGGCGGGGGCGGUCGGAGCGGGCACGGCCGCACUGACGGGCAGGGAGGGCGGGCGGCGGAGCCGGGGGCGGCAGCUCUUCUGCGGGCACGGGCGCUCUCCCAGCCGGGGCCAGGCCGAGGGGCGAUCCCUCACAUCCCCUCUCGCUCCUCCGCCGCGGCGCUUGUGCCGGCGGGGAGCCCGGCGGCGGGAGGCAGGAACGCAUCGCCGCGCCCCGCUCCGGUCCCGUUCGCACCCCGAGCGCCGCUGCCCCCGCUUCUCCCCAGCCCGGAUCCGCCCGCCGGGCAGCACCGCAGGGCGGGGGGCGCCGGCGGGGACUGGGGCCGCCCCCCGGCGAGGCGGCGGAGCGGCCACACCGCCGCUUUCGGGGGAUUCUCCGAGAGGAGCGGGCAGGGCGGCUCCGGGAGGGGGAACCCCCCUCGGCCCGGCCAUUCGCGUCCCCGGCGUCGCUCCUCCUCCCGGCGCUGAUGUCAGCCGCGGGGAGGGCCGGCUGGCAGCGGCAGAGCGGGGCGCGGGCGGCCGCGGCAGAGCCCAGCCGGAGCCGCCGCCGCCGCCGCCGGGACAGCGCGGGCUCCGGGGCGCCGCCGGCAGCGCAGCCCGCGCCCCAGGGCCAGCCGGGCAGCUCCGGGCAGCUCCGGGCAGCUCCGGGCCAGCCCCGCCGGGCGCCGGGCGAGCGGCCAGCGGCGGCCGCUGCCCCGCGGGGGAAGCCGGAGCUCCGGUGUCCGCAGCCGCCCGGCGAGGGAAGGGCAGCCGGGCUGCGCCGCGGAGCCGCGCCGAGUUCAGGGGCUCUCCGCGCAACUUGGGUUACGCGGCCGGACCUCUGCGGACUGGUGCGGGGCUGCCAGGGCGCGAUUGCCUUCGCAUCGUCUCGCGGCUGCAAAAGCAGAUAAUUGACUAA